AUGACUAGUUUUAGAUUUUGUCGUGAAUGUAAUAAUAUGCUUUAUCCACGUGAAGAUAAAGAUAAUAAAAGGUUAUUAUUUGAAUGUAGAUCCUGUUCAUAUGUAGAAGAAGCUGGUUCUCCCUUAGUUUAUAGGCAUGAAUUGAAAACAAAUAUUGGUGAAACUGCUGGUGUUGUUCAAGAUAUUGGUAGUGAUCCUACGCUACCGAGAAGUGAUAAAGAAUGCCCCAAAUGUCACGCAAGAGAGGAUGUUUUUUUCCAAAGUCAACAAAGAAGAAAGGACACUUCUAUGGUUUUAUUUUAUGUUUGUUUAAGUUGUGCACAUAUCUUUACUAGUGAUCAAAAGACAAAAAGAACCACGUUCGGUUAA
This is a messenger RNA of Saccharomycodes ludwigii, 369 nucleotides long. It is a transcript of the gene RPB9, whose product is annotated as DNA-directed RNA polymerase II core subunit RPB9. Bases 1 to 369 code for a protein of 122 amino acids. The transcript has a single exon. Gene Ontology annotation, cellular component: RNA polymerase II, core complex. The record is from RefSeq and is a predicted model, not a curated record. Gene Ontology annotation, biological process: DNA-templated transcription; transcription-coupled nucleotide-excision repair; maintenance of transcriptional fidelity during transcription elongation by RNA polymerase II. Gene Ontology annotation, molecular function: DNA-directed RNA polymerase activity; zinc ion binding; nucleic acid binding. Lineage: Eukaryota; Fungi; Ascomycota; Saccharomycetes; Saccharomycodales; Saccharomycodaceae.